This is a messenger RNA of Onthophagus taurus, 2948 nucleotides long. RefSeq names its product cytochrome P450 9e2-like. Gene Ontology annotation, molecular function: oxidoreductase activity, acting on paired donors, with incorporation or reduction of molecular oxygen; monooxygenase activity; iron ion binding. The record is from RefSeq and is a predicted model, not a curated record. NCBI's taxonomy places the organism in Eukaryota, Metazoa, Arthropoda, Insecta, Coleoptera, Scarabaeidae.
UACUAACAUAUGCACCUUUCUACCUUCCACCACCAACCCUCCCAUCUGCCCCUUCCCCAAUCUAUCCUCCAGGUCUGCCGUAUACAGUGUAAAUAGACUUGGGCUCAACGGACAUCCCUGCCUUAGCCCCUUAGUCGUCCAGAACACGUCGCUCAGCUUAUCUCCUACUUUUAUCCUAGCCAUAGUCUCCAUGUAUAUUUCCUUCAUUCUCGCAAUUAGGUGUUCCGUGAUCCCCCUCCUCCCCAUCUCCUCCCACAACUUCCCCCUAUCCACCUUAUCAAAAGCCGCCUUCAUAUCUAUAAACAGAUUAUAUAGAUCUGUUUAUAGAUUUGCCUGCCCAUCCGGCAGAAUUCCCCCCAACUCCAUCUCCUCCUCCAGUCUUCCCAGCAGUAUCUUCGUAUAUACCUUGUAUGCCGAGUGUAGUAGCUUAAUUCCCCUGUAGCUCUUUACCCUUCCCUUAUUAUCUUUUUUAUAUACUGGGCAAAUUACCCCCACUUUCCAUACCUCCGGAAUCCCACCCUCUCUCCAUACGCUAUUCUAUAUUGUUGUAAUUGUGGAAAAUAAAAAGAAAACAUAUGAAGAGGUAGUGAGAUCAAUCCAGGAGAAAUUAAAGGUCUUUUGCCCUCCAACAACAAAUACUUUGGCAGUUCCUCUGGCACUAUCUCCCCAUACCUUUCAUUGUAUCUCCCUUCUCGUAUCUAUGACCUUCUUUCCUGCCUCUGUAUCUCCCUAUCCCUAUCUCUUAGUUCUCUCCAUAUUUCAUCACUUUCAGCCUCCACUCCUUAAUUUCCCUCCAGCACUCUCUGAGGAUUCUGCAAUGCGGUCUUGCUUCCAUCAUUUCCUCAUACUUCACUGCUCUUCUCCUAGCCUCCACCCUUACUGCAUCCACCUUAACCUCCUCCCUCACUACAUACCUCAGAGUCUCCCACAUAGAAAAUACAAGAAAUGAAUAUUAGAUUGAGAUUUUAUUAUCAUAAAGGACAAUCCCAACCCAAGUCAACCAAACCCAAUACAACCCAACCAUUCUUAUUCUUCUUUCGCCAGACCAAACGAUGAUCUAUGUUGCAUAGAUUAAGAUUAGAUUCAAGUUGCAGAAGACUCUUUACUGCUUAGGUGGCAGAAAAACUUUGAGAUAACAGUUUGGAAGUUAAGACCAAAUUAAUACAUAAAAGUUAUUUUGGUACAAGGUCGAUGAAGAAAUAUUUCACAACAUUAAAUAACCUAUAAUUGUUUUAAUCUUGAUGUAAAUCAAAAAUCGUUUAAAAUUUUUGAUAACAACUCUAAAACUGGUUUGGAAUAAAAAAAUGCAAUGUUAUGUCAUUUAACACGAUUGAUAGAAAUAACUUGUGUUAUCAAUUUAUUGCAUGACUUGAUAAGAUAAUAAAUGGUAUUUAAGAUACAUUUUCAUAACAAAAUUUAGCGUCGAAAAUGUUGUGCUUAAUACUUUUUGUGUUACUAGUCAUUUUAUUAUUAAUAAAAUUAUCAAAAACAUAUAGUUAUUGGACGGAACGAGGGGUUAAACAGAGAAAACAAACUUAUUUAUUAGGUGAUAAUGGAAAAGUGUUUCUAAAAAAAGAAUCUUUCUUCGAUAUGAUCACAAGUAUAUAUAACGCAUUUCCAGAAGAAAGAUAUAUUGGGAUGUACCAAGGAUUACUUCCUACAUUAGUGAUAAAAGAUCCUGAUUUAAUAAAAAAUAUAGCAAUAAAAGAUUUCGACCAUUUUACAGACCACCAACAAGUUAUUCCUAACGGAAUCGAUGAUGUUUGGGCGAAAAAUUUAUUAACAUUAAAAGGAGAUUAUUGGAGGCAAAUGCGAGCAACUUUAAGUCCAAGUUUUACAUCGGUUAAAAUGAAAAUGAUGUUCACUUUAAUUGCAGAAACUUUAAAAUUUUAUGAGGAUUAUUUAAAAAAAAGAGAUCACACGAAAAGUAUUGAAUUAAAAGAUUUUUUUACAAGAUUCACCAACGACGCAAUCGCAACAGUUGCUUUUGGAUUAAAAUGCGAUUCGAUCAACAACAAAGAUAACGAAUUCUAUUUAAUGGGAAAAGAUGCAACUAAUUUCGGAUUAAAAAGAAAUUUAGCCGUUUUCACUUAUUUAAUCAUGCCUAAAAUCGCCACAUUUUUCAAUAUAAAAAUAUUCCCCACAAAAAUAACAAAUUUCUUUAAAAACCUUAUUAACAAAACGAUAAGGAUGCGUGAAGAAAACGAUAUUAUCCGACCAGAUAUGAUUCAUUUACUUCUCGAAGCUAAAAAAGACGGAUUUGAACUUUCCGAUGAAACCAUUACUUCACAAGCUGUUAUUUUCUUUUUCGCUGGAUUCGAAAGUGUCGCAACUUUAUUAACUUUCAUGGGAUACGAAUUAGCAAUAAACCCCGAAGUCCAAGAAAAGCUUCAAAAAGAAAUCGAUGAAACAUUAAAAGAAUGCGAAAAUCGAAAUUUAACUUACGACGCUUUAACAAAAAUGAAAUAUUUAGAUAUGGUUAUAAAUGAAACGUUAAGGAAAUGGCCCACUCUUGCAACAGAUAGAGUUUGUACUAAACACUAUAAAAUCGAACCGAUUCAAAACGAAAAAGAAAUUAUUAUCCAACCGGGUGAUGUGGUGUGGUUACCGAUUGCCGCUAUACAAAGAGAUCCUAAAUAUUUUGAAAACCCCGAUAAAUUUGAUCCGGAAAGAUUUAACGAAAAGAAUAAAGAAAAAAUUAAACCGUUUACAUAUUUUCCGUUUGGAUUGGGACCGAGAACUUGUAUUGGAUCUAGAUUGGCUUUGUUAGAAGCUAAAAUUGCUUUUUUUAAUAUUUUAAAAGAUUUUAAUUUCGUUCCGUGCGAAAAAACUGAAAUUCCUUUAAAAAUAAGUAAGGAUUCGUUUGGAUUUGUACCACAAAAUGGAUUAUGGAUCGAUAUAAAACCAAGAUAGUUGUAAUUCUAAUUUCGGACAAAUAAAAUUUAUAA